AUGAAAGCAUCUCAGAAAAACCCGCAGGUCCACCACUUCAGUCACCGCCAUCCCCUGGAGCUCUCUCACCUCCACCACGAAGAAAAGAAGGCCGCCGUUUGCUCUGGCUGCCAGCACCACAUUUCGGGCCGGGCCUACUUCUGCACGAAGGCCGAAUGCCCGUUCCUUCUCCACGACCUCUGCUUCGACCUCCCUCGCCGCCUCCGCCACCGCUCACACCCCGAACAUCCCCUGAUCCUCCGCCACUCGCCGCCAUACGCCGGCGGCGAGUUCACCUGCAACGCGUGCGGCGAUUCAGGCCAGGCGUUCACGUACCACUGCGGGACGUGCGGGUUCGAUCUGCACGUGGAGUGUGCCUCCUUGCCGGGAUUCGAGAUCCGGCGCGAUCACGCCCAUCCUCUGGUGCUUGUGUGGGAUUUUCCGGUCAACGGACGUGACUGCCAAUGCUACGUUUGCGGCGAUGUGUUGGAGAGUGGUCGGUGGGUGUAUUCUUGUCUGGCCUGUGGUUGUGGGGCCCAUUUGGAGUGCGCAAGCCACUGA
Molecule: messenger RNA, 540 nt
Organism: Striga asiatica
Lineage: Eukaryota; Viridiplantae; Streptophyta; Magnoliopsida; Lamiales; Orobanchaceae
Source: the annotation of a GenBank genome assembly